Molecule: messenger RNA, 3761 nt
Organism: Brienomyrus brachyistius
Lineage: Eukaryota; Metazoa; Chordata; Actinopteri; Osteoglossiformes; Mormyridae
Gene: doc2a
Product: double C2-like domains, alpha
Exons: 10
Coding region: 882-2195 (437 amino acids)
Cellular component (GO): membrane
Source: RefSeq, a predicted model, not a curated record
UCAAACCCGGGGAGACGGAGAGGGAGGGACAGGCGUAGGGACUGUGGUGGUGAAUGUCAGGAAGUUUCUGUGGUCACACAUUCAACACACUGGAUAGAAAAGUGAUGGAAAACAGACUCCACCUCUGCUCACGCCUUCCGUCUUCACUGGAGUAUUAACAUACAUACAUAUAUAUAGUACUGUACAAAAGCACAAGACAGCCAAAGAAAAUGAUAUUUAGAUGUUUAUAUUCUAUCUUUAUAGUGGUGUUAUGAUAUUACACCUGUCAAAGUGCGUUAUUAUCGUUAGUGUGUCAUUAUUUCCAGCAACCCCCCCCACACACUCCGGUAUUUUUUGACUCGACCACUAGCACACCUCAUAUCUCAGUAUCUCAAAAAAAUCAUAUUUUUUUUAACUAAUUAAGUUAGUUAACUGAGCUGGUGGUGAAAUUUAAUAAAUACAUAGAAUGGCUGAGGUGCCCCUGCGGAGAGGUGUUCAUCUAGCCAUCGAGUUUUUAUUGUGUUACUCUUAAUCUGCAUAUAUUCUAAUGUUAAAUCGGCUACUGAGCACAUAUGCACUUACUACCCAGUUAAACAGCUUUAAACAUUUCUUUUGACCGCCUAAGACUUUUGCGCAAUUCUGUACAUUCUGUAUAUACACACAUAUUAGCAAUUAUAAGCAUGGAUGGAUGAAGAUGCUGUGUAUCUUGUACUAUUAUUAUAGUUAUUUUUAAUGAGAAAAUGAGGUUUGCAAAGUCUCAGAGUGGGAUUUCCAAGUCCUUACAAGUUUGCUUACUGGUCCCCCACUUGUCAUUGGCAUUUCUUCGCUACCUGCUCUCCUGUUAGCUACUCCCCACCUUUUCAGGCUGGCUUCUGUCCCCACGGGACGCGCAAGCUGGUCUGAUGACUAGGGGGAUCAGAGCCACACUCCUCAGGACACAGCGUCAUCUUUGUGUGUCUGUGUGGGGAUCCACUCUGCCUCCCAGGUCCAAGUCGCCCACUGGGAAGAAGCUGACAGUGUCCAUCCAGGAGCAUAUGGCCAUCGACGUGUGCCCCGGACCCAUCCGGCCAAUCAGACAGAUCUCCGCCUACUUCCCCCGCCUUUCCCCUCCCUCACCUGGGGGCGGGGCCUCUGCAGCAGUGGCCAGCAGCCUCCUGUCUCCUUUGAUGGCAGGAGCCUCGGGAGGAGGCGGGGCCCCAUUGGCAGCGGAUACGUCCAUGGAAACGGACAGCUGUGACAGCGACGACAGCACAUCACUGGGGGCGCUUGAGUUCAGCUUGCUGUACAGAAGACACACCAGCUCCCUGCACUGCACCAUCCUCAGAGCCAAGGGUCUUAAGCCGAUGGACUUCGAUGGCCUGGCUGACCCCUACGUGAAGCUGCACCUGCUGCCCGGGGCCUGCAAGGCCAACAAGCUGAAGACCAGGACGGUACACAACUGUCUGAAUCCAGCCUGGAACGAGACACUCACCUACUGGGGUAUCACUGAGGAAGACAUGCACAGGAAGACCCUCAGGAUAUCGGUGUGUGAUGAGGACCGACUGGCUCCUAAUGAGCUGAUCGGGGAGGUGCGAGUGGCCCUGCGGCGGGUGCAGCCAGACCAGCUCAAACACUACAGCGUCUGCCUGGAACACCCCCCUCCUCUCCCUUCUCCCACCACCAUGAGUGCAGCUCUGCGGGGGAUCUCCUGCUACCUCCGAGAGUGGGAGAGUGAGCAGCAGAGGAGUCUGGAAGAGAGGGGUCGUUUGCUGCUCUCCCUGCAGUUCCUGCCCCCAUCUAGGGAGGGUGACAGUGAGCCCUCUGUCACAGGGGAGGGACGCCGUUCAGGACUGUGCGUGGGAAUCGUGCGCUGCGCUCAUUUGGCUGCUAUGGACGUCAACGGGUUCUCCGACCCCUACGUGAAGAUAUACCUAAAACCUGACCUCCACAAGGCAUCCAAACACAAAACGGGCAUCAUGAAGAAGACCCUCAACCCAGAGUUCAAUGAGGAGUUCUUCUAUGAGAUCUCUCUCCCGGAGCUGUCAGGAAAGACACUGGAAAUCACCGUUUGGGAUUAUGACCUGGGAAAAUCCAACGACUUCAUAGGUGGAGUGUCUCUGAGCUGUCAGUCACAAGGAGAACCUCUCCGUCAUUGGCUGGACUGCUUGAAAAACAAAGGCAAUAGGGUGGAGCGAUGGCAUACGCUGACCAAUAAGCUCCCAGGAUCCACCUGCUAGGACUGAAUGGCUCGGCCAACAAGGUCUAUAGACAACGGACAAAUGUUAUAUUUCGGUUCCAGUGAAUGCAAAACAGGGGCAGCAUGGUGGUGCAGUGGUUAGCACUGUUGCCUCACACCUCUGGGACCUGGGUUCGAGUCUCUGCCUGGGUCAUAUGUGUGUGGAGUUUGUAUGUUCUCCCCACAUUCCAAAAAUAUGCUGAGGCUAACUGGAGUUACUAAAUUGCCCAUAGGUGUGCCUGUGUGAGUGAAUGGUGUAUGAGUGUGCCCUGCGAUGGGCUGGCCCCCCAUCCUGGGUUGUUCCCUGCCUCGUGCCCAUUGCUUCCGGCGGGACCCAGUAGGAUAAGUGGUUUGGAAAAUGGAUGGAUAAAUGCAAAACAAAUCUAUUCCAUCUGAGCAGGUUUGCGAGUGGUAACAUUUUACAAAUCACGCAAAAUUAUAGCACAUUGUGUGACAUUUUCAACACCUAAGUAUGGAUUACUAAAAUAGAUAGCAUGACUAGAGAUGCAUAUUAAAUAGUCAGAUUUUGUACAAGGCUUGCGUUACUGCCAUAUUAAUUCUCAUUAAUAAUUAAUAAGUUAUUACCCAUUUGCUAUUAAUUAAGUUUGGCUGAAGUCACUCUGAAUAAAAAGUGCCUCUUUAACAAAUGAAAAUGAAAAAAAAGUUUAUUAACAUUAACUUCAAGUUAAUCUCUGACAUGCCUAAAACCAGGUAUUGCAAUUAACGAUUACAUGCUUGCCGCUUUCGCUAGCAUGCAAAUGAGAAUAUGAAAGAGGCGUUACUGACACUUUCCUGGAACAUCCAGGCUAAAUACUUUUCUUUUUAUCCACAGUAAUGAAAGUUGGAUAUUUUAUCAUUUACGUUUACUGUCUUUUUCACUCUGCCGGCUUUAAAUGUGAAACUUUCGCAGUUGGGGGCGUUAACGCUGCUGGCUUUGACUGACCGGCCGCACCUUCAUCUCAUUGUUCCCUGAGAAAUAAUGACCGUUUGGCUCGUGGGUGGCAAUAAAAGCAGCAAAAUUACGCUGAAUAUUGUGAAAAAUCCACCAUCCACGCAUCAUAACAAGCAGCACUUCCACAUGGACGUUUGUGUGUAAAAUAAUUAAAGUUAACUUUGCUUGACGACAAGCACAAAGUCGCGCCCCAUGCUACUCGCCUGUCGGUCAGUCUGCCUUCUGCAUGCAUGUCUUAAAUCCGCAGGCCUAUAUUAAAUAUCGCUUUACUGUAGUGCUCACAUUCAAUAUGUCAUCGGGAUAUUGAAGGGGACGCUUCUCUUUGGUUUCUUAAAAACGGACGGCAGUCAUCCAGCGUCGGAAAUAACAUUCAUUAAGGAGAUGUGUAAUCACCGCAGGGUCGCCGACACUUGUUGAGAUUGCUUUUGCAAAUGUGGAGCACAGACUGCAUAGGCGGCCCUGUGGUUGGUUUAGAAAUGCUCAUUUUCAUUUGACUUUCUCUGUUUUCAAGACGGUGAAGUUUAUAUUACGGUCAGUUAAUUGUUUACAUAUUAAGCACGUUCGGAAUGCAGUGAUUUAUGGAACAUGUCAAAUAAAACUGGAUUGUCGUAAAUA